Molecule: messenger RNA, 793 nt
Organism: Fomitiporia mediterranea MF3/22
Lineage: Eukaryota; Fungi; Basidiomycota; Agaricomycetes; Hymenochaetales; Hymenochaetaceae
Exons: 3
Coding region: 1-441 (146 amino acids)
Source: RefSeq, a predicted model, not a curated record
AUGGUACUCUCGGGCCAGAGCCGCAAGGGACGGGCACGGAGGGUAUAUGUACUAUUGCUUCGAGGGUGGUGGACGAAAGAGGAAGAGAGUGGGAUUAGGUGCUGCUCAGCGCAGGGCAAAUACCAACGGUGCUCCCUCGGAUCGUUCCCGAUGCUUCUAUCUGAUGUCAUCUAUUCACGGAUUUACAUCAACUGUCCGCAUGUUAUCUCCAGCACCUACUUCAGUGCAGCGUACAGAGCCCAGCAACGCUCGGACUCUCUCAAUCCUUUUGCGCGCAAUGACGUCCGCCCAGUCCGCUUCGACCUAUUCAACGCCGUCACCGUGACACCCUCUUCUGCGGCGUCCUCGUGCCCUCUUGUCCUUCUCACCACUCAGCGAUAUCGAAUUUCCCCAGUCACGAGGCCGAUCGUGCGGGAUGUACAAAUGUGCAUGGCAGCUUAGCCGUCAAACGCUCAUCCUCUGUCGCCUAGGACAUGUAAGCUUAUUGGCUUGCCAUGUCUUCGGUGGUCGGCGCGAUUAUCCUCAGUUGCCUUCAAUUCUCUUACCCCUUCUCACCCUUGAUUUCGGUUUUGUAGAUAAGACUCAAGCUGGUCUAGAGACGCGAUGCGGAAGAGUGUCGCAAAACGGAUGUGACUCGUUCACAAGUUAUCCCUCGUUCUAUUCACUCGUUGGCUAGGUGGUUCUGCACAAUGAAAGUUAGAAAUCGUACAACACAGUCAAAGCGCCAAUUCGCUGUUUGCUAGUUCUUCCAUGUAUCAUUGAUUCCUUCGUAGUCACCUCGUUCUCUUCUAAA